AGAUCUCACAUGGGGGAGAAGCCACAUUCCUGUCCUGAGUGCGGCAAAUGUUUUUUAAAGAAGUCCCAUCUUUCCAUACAUCGAAGAACUCAUACGGGGGAAAAGCCAUUUUUCUGUUCAGAGUGUGGGAAAUGUUUUUCAUUGAAGUCCUCUCUUCUUAAUCAUCAGAGAUUGCACACAGGUGAGAAGCUGUAUUCCUGUCCUGAAUGCGGAAAAUGUUUUGUAAAAAAAUCACAACUUGUCAUACAUCAGAGAGCUCACACAGGGGAAAAACCAUAUCUAUGCUCUGAGUGCGGGAAAUGUUUUGUUAAAAAAUCUGAACUUGUCAUACAUCAGAGGUCUCACACUGGGGAAAAACCAUAUCUCUGUUCUGAGUGUGGGAAAUGUUUUUCAAGAAAGUUCAAUCUUUACGGACAUCAGAGGUCUCAUACAGGUGAGAAGCCAUAUUCCUGUUCUUAUUGUGAGAAACGAUUUGUACAAAAAUCAGAACUUGUCAAGCACCAGAGGUCUCACACGGGGGAGAAGCCAUUUUCCUGUCUUGAAUGUGGUAAAUGUUUUUCACAGAAGUCCCAUCUUCACACACAUCAGAAAUUGCACACGGAUGAGAAGCCUUUUUCCUGUUCUGAGUGCGGGAAAUGUUUUUCACGGAAGUGCAAUCUUGACAGACAUCAGAGACUGCACACGGGUGAGAAGCCGUACUCCUGUCCUGAAUGUGGGAAAUGUUUUGUACAGAAAUCAAAACUCGUCAGACAUCAGAGGUCUCACCUAGAGACAAAACUGUUGACCAUAAUUAAUACUAUAAAUGUGGACGCAUGA
Molecule: messenger RNA, 816 nt
Organism: Rana temporaria (common frog)
Lineage: Eukaryota; Metazoa; Chordata; Amphibia; Anura; Ranidae
Product: gastrula zinc finger protein XlCGF17.1-like
Exons: 2
Coding region: 10-816 (268 amino acids)
Biological process (GO): regulation of DNA-templated transcription
Molecular function (GO): DNA-binding transcription factor activity, RNA polymerase II-specific; RNA polymerase II cis-regulatory region sequence-specific DNA binding
Source: RefSeq, a predicted model, not a curated record